AGAAAAAGAAUUUGAAAACAAUUACAAAAUUCACAAUAUUUUUCUUUUAGGAUUCAAAAUCUCUGGAUCAAAGUUCAAGUUCCCCACCUGAUUCUUCAUUUUCCUCUUCAACUAGUUUUAAAGGGCGUUAUGAAAAUGGAUUUUCUCCCCAGAUGCGAUCAAUUUCCUUUGCUGAAGAAAUAAAAACUGCAGUGUUAGAAUGGAAUUCAAAAGUGGGUGGUUAUAGUGAAAAUAAUUUAUCACGGAGUCCACAAAGUUUAGAUAAUUUGGAACAAGUUUCAAAUAGUAGCUUAGAUAGAUUUAUUGAACAGCACCAAGUUGUCCCUCCUAGUUAUCAGCAUGCAACUGGUGAAAGUUUCGGUUAUCCAAACUGCCUUCCAGUAACACCUUUAGAUAGAGAUGAUGAUUUAUCUCCUCUUGCUGCAAGUACACCAUUGCCUGUUGAAAUUCCUCCAAAGAAAAGGAACAUGAUUCAGAGUGAUAGACUGUCAGCAAAUUUAGGUAUGUAAACUAAUAUAACAUAUUAA
Molecule: messenger RNA, 527 nt
Organism: Parasteatoda tepidariorum (common house spider)
Lineage: Eukaryota; Metazoa; Arthropoda; Arachnida; Araneae; Theridiidae
Source: RefSeq, a predicted model, not a curated record